GUGCGACCGGAAGGCUAAAAUAAAGAUGUAAAUAGUGACAGUCGAGGAGUUGGUCUUUCAAAUGUCGUAUGCUGGAGCGGUAGGAGAACCGCACGCACAGCAACCCCGCCAGUGAAAAUGAGACAUAAAACUGCUCCUUGUGUCACUAGCAAUUUGCUGAAGCCUCAGAAUCAGCUGGCUGUCGGACUGAGUGCUACAAUAGUGUAUUACCGUGCUGGACUUUGUAAGGGUGCCCUGUAGCUAUGGACACCAACACCAAUGACAGCGCCUUCCCCAGCUAUGUGGAUUUGGACAAGUUCCUCGUGAAGCAUGACUCCAACUUCGUGUGGCUUCUUAUGGCCACCAUUCUGUCCUGUGGAUGGAUUAUAUACCUGACGUACUACAACUCCCGCAACAUCGGCCUCAUCUUGACCCUCAUCAUCAACCGACUCUACAAAAAUGGCUACAUUCAUAUCGGCUCCUUCUCCUUCUCCGUGCUCUCCGGCAAGGUAAUGUUCCGGGACGUGUACUACAUCAACGAGGACAUGUCUAUCAGAAUCCAGGACGGCUUCCUGAUAUUCCGCUGGUGGAAGGUGUACAACCCCAAACAGAAGCAGCACGACCCGAAGGCGGAAACCAGGCUUUACGUGACCGUGAACGGGUUCGAGUUCCACGUCUACAACCGCACCGACCUGUACUCCCGGCUGCAGGAGACGUUCGGCCUGGAGCCCACCCUCACGGGGCACAAGAAAGGGGAGGAGCCGGACGAGACUCUGAACAGUGUUUCCAUCACAACGGAGUCCCCAGACCCAGCGUCGUCCUGGAGAUCCCUCAUUCCUGUCAUCAAAGUCAACAUCAGCACCGGCCGCCUGGCGUUUGGGAACCACUACCUGCCCCAGACGCUGUGCGUGCACUUUGACGACGCCUUCCUCACCUACACCACCAAGCCUCCCUCCAGCCACCUGGACCAGUUCAUGCACAUCGUCAAGGGGUCUGUGGAGAACGUGCGCGUCAUGCUGGUGCCCAGCCCCCGCUACCUGGGCCUGCAGAACGACGAGCCCCCCAGACUAAUGGGAGAAGGUUUCGUGGUCAUGCAGUCGAACGACGUGGACAUCUACUACUACAUGGACGAGCCAGGUCUGGUCACUGAGGAUGUGGAGAAUGGAGAAGCAGAGGGCUGCAGCGAAGGCACGAAACUCCAGGAUCUGCCCCCCUGCUGGGGGCUGGACAUCGUCUGCGGCAAAGGCACCGAUUUCAACUACGGCCCCUGGGCCGAUCGGCAGAGGGACUGUCUGUGGAAGUUCUUCCUGCCGGCUGACUUCCAGUCCAUGAAGGUGACCGACCUCGCCCAGCCGGGGAAGCCGCGCCAGAUCCUGGCCUUCGAGCUGCGCAUGAACAUCAUCGCCGACGCCACCAUCGACCUGCUCUUCACCAAGAACAGGGAAACCAACGCGGUCCAUGUGAAUGUUGGGGCGGGUUCCUACCUUGAGGUCAACAUCCCCAUGACUGUGGGGGAGAACGGUUACUCCCCCACCAUUAAAGGGCAGCUCCUGCACGUGGACACCACCAGCAGCAUGCUGUACCGCACCCUCCUGGAGGCAGAGAUGCUGGCCUUCCACGUUAACGCCAGCUACCCCCGUGACUGGAACAUGCCCCAGUCCUGGCAGUGUGAGAUCGAGGUGUACAAGGCCACCUACCACUUCAUCUACGCGCAGAAGAACUUCUUCACAGACCUGAUCCAGGACUGGGCCAGUGACAGUGCCCCGGACAUCUACUCCUUCGUGCCGUACGCCUGGAAGUUCAAGAUCCUGUUCCACCAGUUUGAGAUGAUCUGGGCUGCAAACCAGCACAACUGGAUCGACUGCUCCACCAAACAGCAGGAGAAUGUGUACUUGGCGGCCUGCGGGGAGACUCUCAAUAUCGAUUUCACGCUGCCUUUCAACGAGUUCGUCCCGACCACCUGCAACAUGCGCUUCUGCCUCAGGGCGGAGGACACGGAUCUGCAGCUGUCCCUGCCGGAGUGCCACCCCAGCCGCUACCCCCUCCUCACCCUGGCCAAAGACUACCAGCCCAACAAGCUGCCCCCCGAGACCUGCAUGCCUGGGGAGGGACCCGGAGCCCCCCCCAAACCGGGAAAGCCCCGCUGGAGGAACAUCACCCACGCCGAAGCCGGUUGGGUGGACUGCUGGACGGUGCCGAACUUCACGCUCAUCAUAGACUACACCUGGCACCCCAUCUACCCCCAGAAAGCCGACGAGCAGCUGAAACAGACCCUGUCGGAGAUGGAGGAGUCGAUGCUCUCGGCUUUGAGGCCCCCGGAGUACACGCCCGUAGUUCCACCCCAGCCCAGCAGGGCGGUGACUGACCCGUCCGAGCUCACCCCCGACCGGCUGCACGUGGAGAUGGAGCUCUCCCCGGACUCCCAGAUCACUCUCUACGGUCCGCUGCUGCGCGCCCUCGUGUCCAUCAAGGAGAACUACUUUGGGGAGGACGACAUGUACACGGACUUUGAGGAGGCCGUGUCCAGCCCGGUGCUGUCCAUGUCCACGUCCUCCAGCUCGGGCUGGACGGCUCUGGGGAUGGAGGACAGCGAGCGGCGGGACGCGGGGCCGGCCGUCCACCCCCUGACCCUGCGGCCGUGGGACAUCACCGUGCUCAUCAACCUGUACAAGGUGCACGGCCGGCUGCCCGUGCACUGCAGCAGUGACGGUCCGGAGGGGCCCACAGGGUACUUGGAGAGGCUGUGCUUUGAGAUGAAGAAGGGCUACAAAGAGACCAUGCUGCAGCUGGUGCUCUCUCCCAUGCACGUGUUCGUCAGCGACAGCUACCAGCGGCCGGCGGUGGACGGCGUGUUGCGGGAGGGCCACCUCAGCCUAUCAGGGCUGCAGAUGCGCGCUCACGCCAUGUUCUCGGCCGAGGGGCUGCCGCUGGGCAGCGAGACGCUGGAGUACGCCUGGCUCAUCGACAUGCAGGCCGGCGCGCUCACCGGGAAGGUCACCGUGCCGCAGAUGGCCAGCCUGGUGGAGUGGGGGGAGACCUUCGUCUUCCACGUGGUGUCUCGAGAGUUCCAGCUGGAGCGCCCAAAGUCCUCCAUCAUCUGCCAGCACGGCGUGGACCGGCGCAUCUGCGAAGCCAAGCUGGCGUCCCUGCCCGGGCCCUGCCGGACCUCGGAGGACCUGAAGUACACCAUGACGCGUCUGUCGGUGGACACCGUUGACAUCUUCAUCGCCGAACACGGAUGUGCGGCCAACAUCAAGACCAACUUCAUCCGCCUGGCCAACUGUAACCUGCACAACCAGGCGGUGGGGGAGGGCAUCAGUGCCGUGGUGCAGGACCUGCAGGUUCGGCAGUACCUGGAGCAGCAGGACGGGGUGCGGGCGUGCCCCCUGGGCCUGCAGCCCGCCGUCCUGCGCCGCUCCGUCUGGCUGGAGGCCGGCUGCGCCAACUUCGCCCUCAUCACCGCCGACGUGGCCCUGGCCGCCGACCACCCCGCCAAGCACCAGGUCCAGCGCCAGUUCCUGGAGCUGCACGACAGCCGCACCAAACGGCUGUGGUUCCUCUGGCCGGAGGAGGUGGUGCGGAACAAGCGCAGCAAGAACAAGUGCGGCUGCCUGGGGGGGUGCCGCUUCUUCGGGGGUACGGCCGCGGGGCUGGACUUCUUCCGGCUGGACGAGAUCACGCCCUCCAGCAGCUCCGCCUUCUCCUGCUCCAGCGCCGAGACGGACAUGUGCUACGGCCAAUCCCUGCUGCAUCCCAGCGAGUGGAUCGUCACCAAGGACACGCCCAAACUGCCAGACGGGAGGAGCGGGGUGAGGAAGGAGGGCCGGUCCCCGGGCCCCGAGCUGGAGAAGAGGGGCCAGCCGCUGAGCCUGCAGGUGCCCCAGCGCUCCCAGAGCUCCGCCUCCUCCUCCGAGGAGAACAGCUCAUCCAGCGCGGUGCUCCCCCUGCUGGCCGGAGAGCGGGACAGCCCGUCGCCCAGCGCCGACGAGCGCCCGGGCCCCCCGGACCACCCGCCGCCCCCCAGACCCGGGGCCGACCUCAACGGAGAGGUCAUAGGACCGGAGCCGCCCGACGCCACGCCCGUGUCCCCUGAGAGGGGGCCCCUGCGCUCGCCCCUGCGCUCCCCGCUCAGGCGCCAGUCCUCGGUGCAGUCGGGCCGGCUGGGCAGCACCAAGAGCCUGUCGGCCGCCGUCUUCGCCGACAAGCCGCCGCCCCCGGCCGGCGUGCAGUUCAGCAGCGAGGUGUCGCGCAGCGACGAGAACGUGCUGGACUCGCCGCGCCAGCGCCGCAGCUACGGCUCCUUCCCGUUCACGCCGUCGGCCGACUCCUCCACCUUCCACCAGUACCGCUCGGUGGACUCCAGCAUGUCGGUGGCCGACAGCGAGGCCUACUUCUCGGCCGCCGAGGAGCUGGAGCCCAUCAGCAGCGACGAGGGGCCGGGCACGUACCCGGGCCGCAAGCGCAAGCGGCGCCAGCAGCAGGCGCAGCAGCAGCAGCAGCAGCAGGCGCGGCACAUCGACUACAGCCGCAGCUCCAUCUACCACAGCGUGGAGGGCCCGCUCACCUACCUGCUCAACGGCGAGGUGGUGACCGAGCCCCGCCCGCCGCCCAUCCGCAGCCACGCCUCCCAGGCCUCCUUCGUCUCCGCCCUGGGCAUCGAGGAGGAGGGCUCCCUGGAGGCGGAGAAGGCGCCCGAGCCGGGCCUGGCCUCCUCCGAGCCCCGGGUCAUGGCCUGCUACCAGAGCUACCUGGCCCACUGCCACGUCUCCAACUGGUCCGUCAAGCAGCCCACCAACAAGAGGACCUCCAAGUCCUCCUUGCACCGCCCCCUGGACCUGGACACGCCCACCAGCGAGGAGAGCUCCGCCUCGUUCGACCAGCUCUCCAUACCCACCUUCAAGGUGGUGAAGCAGGGGCUCUCUGCCAGCUCCCUGCUCGAUCGGGGGGUGCAGAUGAUGGGCGGCUCGAACAGCACGCCGUACACCCCGCUGGAUAAGAAGGCCAUGGAGAACACGGACGACGACACCACCACCGAGGACUGGAGCCUGGACCAGCCCCUGUCCCAGACGCGCACCACCGCCAUCGUGGAGGUCAAGGGGGUCGUGGACGUGGUGCUCACCCCCCUGGUGGCGGAGGCCCUGGACAGAUACAUCGAAGCGAUGGUUCACUACGCCAGCAUUCGACACCCCGCCUCCAUCCUGGACGACCUGCACGGGAAGGUGCUGAACGAGGCGUAUCAGAUCAGCAAGUCCACCGUGACCGACGCGUCUGCAGCGAAGCCAGAGCAGAAGACCACCAAGCCCGAGGGGACCACGCCCGGCCAGACGGACCUGUCAGUCAAACCGGACAAUGUGAAAAUUAAGGGUCUGCAAGCCAACGUGACCAUCCCUAAGGUGAACCUGUGCCUGCUGCAGGUUUCUGUGGAGCAGGGCUCUCCCUCCAGCAGCAGUAAGAACGUCACGCACGUCUCCCUGGUGGCGCUCUGCUUCGACCGCAUCGCUACGCAGCUGCGCAUGAACAGGGGCAUUGUGGAGGAGGGAGCGGGCACGCUGGAGCACGGCCGGCCCUCGGUCAUGCUGGACAAGUACGCCUCCGCCACCAAGAUGCAGCCGCAGUCGUCCGGCUCGCUGCGCUCCAACGCCGGCAUCGAGAAGGGCAAGGAGAUCGCCGCCAAGCUGCACGUGCACCGCAUCCACGGCCAGCUGCGCGGCCUGGACUCCUCAGACAUGGGCACCUGCUCCAUCACGGCCAUCCCCUUUGAGAAGUCCAAGGUGCUGUUCAGCCUGGAGGAGCUGGACGACUUCUCCUUCGUGGACGAGACGGAGACCCCGGGCAGCGGGGACCCCGCCCGCCAGGCCCCCGCCCCUGAGAAGUGGGGCUGGAUCAUGUUCGAGUGCGGCAUCGAGAACCUCACCGUCAAGGGAGGCCGCCAGUCGGGGGCGGUGUUGUACAGCGCCUUCGGCGUGAUGGGGAAGGCGGACGGAGCGGAGAAGAACGGCCGGACCAAGUCCAACGGCUCCACGGGCUCCCAGACGGGCAGCGGCUACAGCACCGACGUGUCCGAGGAGAACCUGCCCCACGACGCCGCCAGCCCCGGCUCUGACGCCAACGGCCACUCCGACUCCGACGAGCAGGACGAGGGGGUGGAGUCUGACGAUCUGAAGAAGGACCUCCCCCUCAUGCCCCCGCCUCCCGACUCCAGCAGUAUGAAGCUGACCAUUAAGGAGAUCUGGUUCAGCUUCGCCGCGCCCACCAACAUGCGCUCUCCUGCACAGGCCUUCUCCCGGCAGCUGAACCUGCUGAGCACCGCCACUCCCGCCAUCGGGGCGUGGCUGGUGCCCAUCGACCAGCUGAAGUCCUCCCUGCGCAAGCUGGACACGGAGGGGACGCUGCGCAUCUGUGCGGUCCUGGGCUGCAUCAUGACCGAGGCGCUGGAGAAAAAGAGCAUUCACAUUCCCAUCCGCAGCAAGUACAACCGGGUGACCAAGCGCGCGCGCUACCUGCACGAGAACCCGUCCUGCAUGCUCUGCAACAUUCUGCACCGCUACCUGCAGCAGGCCGACUACUCCACCAUCGAGGACGCCACCAUGAAUGACGGGCUGCCUGCUCUGGUGACCCUGAAGAAGGGGCUGGUGGCGUUGGCCCGGCAGUGGAUGAAGUUCAUCGUGGUGACCCAGGGCUUCAAAGCCAUCGGCCUGAUCAGACCCAUGCAGCUCCCCAAAGCCAAAGAGCCCCCGCAGAGCCAGUUCGAACCCGGGCCCGGCCAGGACAACGGCACCGGGCUGCACAGCGACACCAGCGCCGACGGGGCGGAGUUUGAGUUCGACGCAGCCACAGUGAGUGAGCACACCAUGCUGCUGGAGGGGGUGUGCAGCCGCCCCCCUCAGAGCGGGGGCGGGGCCGGGCCCGUCAGCGGCGUCCAGAUCAUGAGGAAGCUCUCCAAAUCCCACACGCACAACGAGUCCGGCCUCAAGAUAAAGGGCUCGCACCCGUACCAGUCGCUGAGCUACACCAGCGGGGACACGGCGGCCGACUCCCCCGCCCACAUGAGCCGCACGGGGCUGCUGCUGAAGGACAGCCCCCGCAAGGAGAGCCUGCUCAGCUACCUGACCGGCAGCUUCCCCAGCCUGCACAACCUGCUGGAGGGCGUGCCCCAGGGCGGGGCCGCCGCGCCCAAGAGCAGCUCGCUCACGCGCAGGGGGAACAACGUGGGGUCGGACAUGCUGACGGAGCACCCCCUGCUGUCCGAGCCGUCCUCCGUCAGCUUCUACAACUGGAUGUCCAACGCGGUGGGGAACCGACGGGGCAGCCUGGCCCAGGAGUCGCCCAUCAACCGCUCUCAGCACAACAGCCUGCCGACUGGAGUUCCCUGCAACCUGCCCACCAUCCCCUCGGCGUCGGACUUCAACACGGUGCUCUCCAGCGACCAGAACACGCUGGACGGCACGCACUCCCAGCACAGCACCAGCCAGGACGACAUCGCCGACAUCGAGGAGGGGAACCAGUGCCCCGUGGCCGUGCAGCUGGCCGACGCCCAGGUUGUGUUUAAACCCCUCCUGAGCCACACUGGGAUUCAGCCCCAGGACGCCACCCCUUUAAGCUACAAGAUGUAUUUUGGGGAGCACCUCUCCUUCUCGGGGACCCUGGAGUGCCUUCGAGCGGACAUCGUGGACUCGGACACGUCCAAGGACAGGAAGAACAAACGGUCCCGGAGGCAGGGAAUGAUCAACCUGCCGCCCCUGGAGUUCAAGCCGGCCCUGAUGAUCGAGACGUUCAGCCUGAACGCCGUGGUGAUGGAGAAGUCCAUGAGCACGCCCCAGAACUCCACCAGCGCCCUGUCCUUCCACGACCUCAACCGGCGCCACUACAACACCUUCCACUGCGACUUCACCAUCUCCUGCCAGUCCAUCAGCCAGCACGUGGACAUGGCGCUGGUGCGCCUCAUCCACCAGUUCAGCACCAUGAUCGACGACAUCAAGGCCACGCAGACCGACAUCAAGCUGAGCCGCUACACGGCCGGCUCCGCCUCGCCCACGCCCACCUUCAAGGCCCGCGGCCACCGCGACUUCCGCUCGUCCGACUUCAGCCGGAGCUCGCGCGGCAGCCUGAACGGCGCCAGCCGGGCGGGCGCGCAGAAGGGCAAGCGGGGCGUGGGCGCGGGGGCGGGGGCGGGCGGGGACACGCUGGGCAGGAAGGAGCCGCGCGGGCGGAGCUCGCUGGGCCGCUCGGAGCGACGCACCUCCAAGGUGUCGCGGAAGGGCUCGCGGGACGUGGCCGACCACAUGGCCAUCCAGAUGGACGACUCGGACUCCAUCACGGUGUCGGAGCAGAGCGAGCCCUCGGCCGAGUGCUGGCAGAACAUGUACAAGCUGCUCAACUUCUACUCCCUCAUCUCCGACCCCACCGGCAUCCUGGAGAAGGGCUCCCCCGAGAACUGCCUCCCAGAGGGCGGCCGCAGCCCCUCGGACCCCACGUGCCGCGUGGUGUUUGAGAACGAGCAGGACCCGUCCAGCCCCAGCCGGCCGAGCCGCCGGCGCAGCCUGGUGAGCUCGGAGCCGCAGCACGUCACGCUCAUCGUGUUCGGCGUGGGCAUGGUGAACCGCACGCACCUGGAGGCCGACAUCGGGGGCCUCACCAUGGAGGCCGAGCUCAAGAAGAUCCACGGCAGCUUCACGCUCAAGGAGAAGAUGAAGGACAUCCUGCACCAGAAGAUGACAGAGACGUGCGCUUCCGCUCACAUUGGGGGGGUCAACAUCGUCCUGCUGGAGGGCAUCACCCCAAACAUACAACUGGAGGAUUUCCCCACAUCUCCUACCAGCACAGCCAAACAAGAGUUUCUAACGGUAGUAAAGUGCAACAUCGCCAAGUCCCAGGCGCUGUACAGCGCCCAGCGCGGGCUGAAGACCAACAACGCCGCCGUGUUCAAGGUGGGCGCCAUCAUCAUCAACAUCCCCCAGCAUCCCGCCACGCUGCACAGCAUGAUGGUCCGCAGCUCCCAUCAGCUCUCCAAGCAGAUCUCCGACCUCAUCCGCCAGCCCUCUGCCGCGCCCCCGCCCAGCAGGGAGGACACGGCCACGCCCCAGGCCUCAGACAAGACCUCCUCCAGCGUCAACCAGACCCCGGUGGAGGCCGAGUUCCCCCAGCUGCCCGAGGGGCUGGAGAAGAAGCCCAUCGUGCUCAAGUUCAGCGCCAUGAUGGACGGCAUCACCAUCGGGGCGGCGCUGUUGCCCUCCCUCAAGGCCGAGUACAAGAUGGGCCGGAUGAGGAGCCACGGCAUGACUGGUGCCCAGACGAGUUUCACGUUUGAACUGCCCAAUCACAAGCUGCGCUUCCAGUCCAAGGUGUCGCCGGUGGACACGUCCACCAUGCAGCCCUCCGCCAGCCUCACCCUCCCGCCCGUCACCAUGUCUGGCGAGUACAUCAUGGAGGACCACGACAGCCACUCCGACCAGGGAUGGGGCCCCGACGACUUCCCCACCAAGCCGGGCAACUAUCUCCAGGGCAACUACCUGCGCUGUGUUGCCGAGAUCGGCUCGUUUGAGCACAACCUAACCACCGACCUCCUGAACCACCUGGUGUUCCUGCAGAAGGUCUUCAUGAAGGAGGUCAACGAGGUCAUCCAGAAAGUCUCAGGAGGAGAGCAGCCCAUCCCACUGUGGAACGAGCAUGACAUUUCCACAGACGGGGACAAGCCCAAGAUCCUCCUAUACUCACUCAACCUCACCUUUAAGGGUAUCCAGAUGACCGCCACCACCCCGUCCAUGCGGGCCGUGCGCUUUGAGACGGGCCUGAUCGAGCUGGAGCUGUCCAAUCGGAUCCAGUGCAAGGCCCAGCCCGGCAGCAGCAGCUACCUCAAGCUGUUCGGGAAGUGUCAGGUGGACUUGCACCUGGCGCUGGGUCAGAUCGUCAAGCACCAGGUGUAUGAGGAGGCAGGCUCGGACUUCCACCAGGUGGCGUACUUCCGCACGCGCAUUGGCCUGCGCAACGCCCUGCAGGAGGAGAUCAGCGGCUCCUCGGACAAGGAGGCCGUGCUCAUCACCCUCAACCGCCCGAUUGUCUUUGCCCAGCCCGUGGCCUUUGACAGAGCGGUGCUCUUCUGGCUCAACUACAAGGCUGCGUACGACAACUGGAACGAGCAGCGUCUGGCCUUGAACAAGGACAUCCACAUGGCCACCAAGGAGGUGGUGGACAAACUGCCUGGGAUCCAGCAGACCUCAGCCCAGGCCUUCAGCACCCUCUUCCUGCAGCUCACCGUCAACGACCUGGGCAUCUGCCUGCCCAUCACCAGCACCUCUCAGAAAGGACAUUUUCCAGUUAUGGAACGCAACAGUAUACCCAGCUGUGAAGCAAAAUGUGCAAGAAAAGCCAAUCACAGCCUCGACUUCGACACGGGCUCCGCCCUGGUGCUGACGAUCGAGAGCACGCUGAUCACCGCCUGCUCGUCCGAGUCCCUGGUCAGCAAGGGCCACUUCAAGAACUUCUGCCUGCGCUUCGCCGAGGGCUUCGAGAGGACCUGGGACGACUGGAAGCCCGAAGUGCGCGGCGAGCUGGUCAUGAACGCCUGUGUUGUCCCAGACGGAACCUAUGAAGUGUGCUCCCGAACCACGGGCCAGUCUUCUGCAGAGAGCAGCAGUGCGGGGACCUGGACUCUGAACGUCCUGUGGAAGAUGUGCGGUAUCGACGUGCACAUGGAUCCCAACAUCGGCAAGCGGCUGAACGCCCUGGGGAACACGCUGACCUCGCUGACGGGGGAGGAGGACGUGGACGACAUCGCCGACCUCAACUCGGUCAACAUGGCCGACCUGUCCGACGAGGACGAGACCGACACCAUGUCCCCCAUCGUCCACGUGCCUGUAGAAGGAGACUGCAGCCCUAGAAUCACGUUUAAGAGGCGUCUGGUUAACCACCUGCUGGGCCUUAGCCCAAAGCCUCCACGGUCGCCCGUCCCAGCCGAGUAUCUGAACGUGUUUGCCGUGCCGGACGGGACCCUGUCUAAGGCGGGGUUGAUGCGGGGCUCCAGGCCCCUCUCCUGGGGCUGUGAGCCCAUAGACCACCGACGGCAGAUCUUGUCGGGGACCCAGACCGUGGAUUCGCGGGGGCGCAAGUUCUCCAAGCGCCUGGUGGACAUCCGCGAGCUGAACGAGCAGGCCAAAGUCAUCGACGACCUCAAGAAACUGGGGGCGAGCGAAGGCACCAUAAACCAGGAGAUCCAGCGGUACCAGCAGCUGGAGUCCGUCGCCGUCAACGACAUCAGGAGAGACGUGAGGAAGAAGCUCCGGAGGUCCAGCAUGCGGGCCGCCUCCUUAAAAGACAAAUGGGGCCUGGGGUACAAACCCAGUUACAGCCGGUCCAAGAGCAUAUCUGCUGCCGGAAGAGCUCCCCCCAAGAGGCUGGAGCGGGCCAGCUCUAGAAUUGGGGAUGUCGACGAUCUUCCGGACGUCCGAGUGGAGGCAUCGUCCCCAGGACCCAGAGUUACCUUCAACAUCCAGGACACGAUUGAUAGUUUGGGUGCGGAAAUGCCAAACCUCCCUGACAGUCCAGGAGAAAUGUGUUUCAAGUUCCCGGAGGAGACAGAAAUGGACCUGUUGUGUGUCAACGUUGACCAGCCGCCCCGUCAUUUCCUGUCAGUUAGCGAUGGCGCAUGCUCUGUGUUCAGCACCCCCACCUCCACCCCCGUCUUCUUACCCAGCCUUCCCUUCCAGCCCGAAGACAGCCGGCGGGACGACAGCUCUCUGUCGUCCUCCGACGACUCUGAGAAGGAGGAGGAGUUUGACAGGGAGAGGCAGCCAUGUUACUACAGGAGGCCCGUGCAAACGCCGCGCAAGAAGUCGUCCGGUUUCGCGGCGGUUAGCCAGCUCUUCAGCGAGCGCUGGCCCGGCACGCCAGCUAGCCGAAGCAUAGUCAGCUCCGCCACCGAGCGGAACAUCGACUUCGAGCUGGACGUUCGCGUGGAGAUCGACAGCGGCAAGUGCGUGCUGCAUCCCACAACCCAACAGGCGGAGCAUGAUGAGGUCUCGCUGAGAAGGAGCUGUGACCGCAGCUUAAGGAGUCUGGACCAGGAGUCUCCUCCAAAGAAGAAGAAGCUUCAGCCGACGUGUACCUCCAGCGCACACCUUCUGGCAGGGAAGAAGGUCCCAUCAUCCCUGCAGACCAAAUCCUGCGACUCGGAGACCACCGUCUUCUACAUUCCCGGCGUGGACGUCAAGCUGCACUACAACUCCAAGACCCUGAAGACGGAGUCGCCCAACGCCUCUCGGGGCUCCUCGUUGCCACGGACGCUCUCCAAAGAGUCCAAGCUGUAUGGUAUGAAAGACACCGCGGCCAGUCCUCCCAACCCGGCCCAAAGCAGGACUAACAGCCUGCUUCCUCCCCCUCCCCCACCUAUCCCCUCAGCCAAAGGGAAGGGGAGCGGCGGGGUGAAGACGGCCAAGCUGUACGCCUGGGUGGCCCUUCAGACGCUCCCGGAGGAGAUGGUCAUCAGCCCCUGUCUGCUUGACUUCCUGGAGAAGGCCCUGGAGACCAUCCCCAUCACCCCCGUGGACAGGAACUACACAACCCUUAACUCCCAGGAUGAGGACAUGGGCCAGUUUGACCCUGUGGACCCGCUGGAGGAGUCCACCACGUCCCUGGUGUCCUCCUCAACCUCCGCCUACUCCUCCUUCCCUGUGGACGUGGUGGUGUACGUCCGCGUGCAGCCAUCUCAGAUUCGCUUUAGUUGCCUGCCCAUGUCGCGGGUGGAGUGCAUGCUGAAGCUGCCCUCUCUGGACCUGGUGUUCUCCUCCAACCGGGGCGAUCUGGAGACCCUUGCCCCCUCACACCCGCCCGAGGGGCUCCACCAGGCGUCCGCGGCAUCGCCGCUCGCACAGAACGUGCUCAAAACCUCGACGGGCAAAGGCCCCUCUCCAGGUUUGGGCAGCCCUCUGGGGCGGUCCAGGCACAGCAGCAGCCAAUCGGAUCUCACCGGGCCGCCCGCCAACUCUUCGGGCCUCAGCUUCACGGCCUGCAUGUCGGACUUCUCGCUGUUCGUGUUCCACCCCUACGGCGCCGGGAAGCAGAAGUCCGCGGUCACAGGCCUGCCCGCUGGGUCGGGCCCACUGGGUGCCGUGGAUGAGGAGCCUCCGUCGGUGACUGGCAGGAAGGACUCCCUCAGCAUUAACCUGGAGUUUGUGAAGGUCAGCCUGUCCAGAAUGCGCCGCACCGGCUGGCCCACCUUCACCGAGAGCUUCAUCCCGGGAAAGGGGGGCAAGAUGGACACCACCCUCAUCAACAUCUCAGCUGUGUGUGACAUCGGCUCUGCGUCCUUUAAGUACGACAUGCGGAGGCUGAGCGAGAUCCUGGCCUUCCCCCGGGCCUGGUACCGCCGGAGCAUCGCCCGCCGCCUCUUCCUGGGAGACCAGACCAUCAACCUGCCCGCUUCAGGCCCUGCGACGCCGGACUCGGCGGAGAACGUGAGCCAGCACCUGUCCCCGGAGUCGUCCCGGAAGGCCAGCUGGCGGGGGUGGGACCAGUCCAGCCAGUCGGCCUCCUUCCAGCACAUGCCCCAGUCUCCCAAUGUCUUCAACGACCACUCUGCCGCUGCCACCAUGUCCCCGGGGGGGCUGUCCCACCUCAAAUCCCCCGCCCCCUCCCGCUGCAGGAGCGUGUCCGACUCCUCUGUCCCACGGAGAGACUCCGUCACCAAGACGUCCACGCCGUCCUUCAACAAGAACAGCAAGGCCAGCGGUCAGCAAGGGGCGCCGUGGGAGACUCUGGUGGUGUUCGCCAUCAACCUCAAGCAGCUCAACGUCCAGAUGAACAUGAGUAACGUCAUGGGCAACAACACGUGGAACACCAGUGGGCUGAAGAGCCAGGGCCGGCUGUCUGUGGGCAGUAACAGGGACAGGGAGAUCAGCAUGUCCGUGGGGCUGGGCCGGUCCAAGCUGGACUCCAAAGGAGGCGUGGUGGGGGGCAACAUCGACGUCAACACCCUGGAGAUGGUGUCUCACAUCUCGGAGCACCCCAACCAGCAGCCCAGCCACAAGAUCCAGAUCACCAUGGGCUCGACGGAGGCGCGGGUGGACUACAUGGGCUCCAGCAUCCUGAUGGGCGUGUUCAGCAACGCCGAUCUGCAGCUGCAGGACGAGUGGAAGGUCAGCAUGUGCAGCACUGUGGACGCCAGCCUCUCCGAGAAAAGCGAGAUCUUCGUCCAUGGUGACCUGCAGUGGGACAUCUUCCAGGUGAUCAUCUCGCGCUCCACCACCCCGGACCUCAUCAAGAUCGGCAUGAAGCUGCAGGAGUUCUUCACCCAGCAGUUUGACACCAGCAAGCGUGCCCUCUCCACCUGGGGCCCUGUCCACUACAUGCCCCCCAAAGCUCCCAUCGUCAACAUCGAGAAGGGCUCUGCCGAGCUCUACAUGGACGCUGCCCACCACCGCCACUGGCCGGACGUGCUGAAGGUGGUCGCCGGGUGCCACAUCUCCCUCUUCCAGAUGCCCCUCCCCGAGGACGCCGUGCAGCUGGGGGGCUCCAUGAGUCUCCAUGGCAACCACAUGACCCUGGCCUGCUUCCAUGGACCAAACUUCCGGUCCAAGUCCUGGGCCCUGUUUCACCUGGAGGAGCCCAAUAUUGCCUUCUGGACCGAGGCACAGAAGGUCCUGGAGGAUGGUUCCAAUGACGACUCGACCUACAUCGUGCAGACUUUAGAUUUCCAUCUGGGCCACAACACUAUGGUGACCAAGCCCUGUGGGGCACUGGAGAGCCCCAUGGCAACCAUCACCAAAAUCACACGCAGGCGGCACGAGAACCCGCCCCACGGAGUGGCCAGCGUGAAGGAGUGGUUUAACUAUGUCACCGCCAUGCGGAACGAAGAGCUCAACCUCCUCCGAAACGUGGACGCCAACAACCCCGAAAGCAGCGCGGCCGCCAAGAGCUCCAGCCUGCUCAGCGGCUUCCGCGGGUCUUCCAGCUACAACCACGAGACGGAGACCAUCUUCGCCCUGCCCAGAAUGCAGCUGGACUUCAAGUCCAUCCACGUGCAGGACCCCGAGGAGCCUUCGCUGGCCGACCCCAGCAGCAAGCCCAAGGUGGAGUGCAGCGUGGUGACCGAGUUCACGGACCACAUCUGCGUCACCAUGGACGCAGAGCUGAUCAUGUUCCUGCACGACCUUGUGUCGGCUUACCUGAAGGAGAAGGAGAAAGCUCUCUUUGCCCCGCGGAUCUUCUCUGCCCGACCCGGCCAGAAGAGCCCCACCACCUCGCAUGACCACAACUCCACCGACAAGGACAAAGACAAGGACAAGGACAAGGACAAAGACAAAGACAAGGACAAGGACAAGGACACGGACAAGGACAAAGACAAGGACAAGGACAAGGAGGACGCCAUAAACUACACCACCGUGGACUGGAGGGAGUUCAUGUGCAACACCUGGCACCUGGAGCCCACCCUCAGGUUAAUUUCCUGGACCGGAAGGAAAAUUGACCCAGUUGGGGUGGACUACAUUCUGCAGAAGCUUGGCUUCCAUCACGCCAGGACUACAAUUCCCAAGUGGCUUCAGCGAGGUGUGAUGGACCCCCUGGACAAGGUUCUCUCGGUCCUCAUAAAGAAAAUGGGAACCGCACUGCAAGAUGAGAAAGAAAAGAAAGGAAGAGAGAAAGAUGAACAUUAGCAGCAUAGUCUGUCGCUCAGUCUGAACCCGCAAAUGUGAAAUGCUUAUCAUAUAAGUCCAAGGGUUCACUCAGCAUGAAAACAAAAUGCUCAUUUUACAAACACUGGAUCUCUCCUCGCUACUGUAAACUGCAUUUCCCAUAGGCACCCACUGCUACUGCCCGACCAUGUGACUUGGAAAUGUUUACUGUGGUGCAUGCUGCCACUGUAUGGAGUUGUGACCCAAAUUGUUGCACAACUGUUGUAUUAUGUAUAUUUUGAACAGAAAGUAGGGAUUUAAUGUUACGUGGCUGCUUAGACUUUUUUUUUUAAUGAAACGUGCAAUAGACUAAUGUAUAUAAAAUAACUGUAUUGACACUUUAAUGUGAAUUUGAUAUGUGUUGAUUUUAACAUAAUAAAAUCAUGGCCAUCAUGUGUUCCGAUUUGAUUCAGGUGUGCAGCUUCACUUUGCUUUCACCCAGAAAAGAUUCAGAUUUUUGUUUACAGUGAAUGCUUUGUGCUUACUGUGGGAAGCAGCCGCAAUUAAAGAUUCAGCCUAUUCUC
Molecule: messenger RNA, 16165 nt
Organism: Anguilla anguilla (European eel)
Lineage: Eukaryota; Metazoa; Chordata; Actinopteri; Anguilliformes; Anguillidae
Product: KIAA1109 ortholog
Exons: 89
Coding region: 243-15623 (5126 amino acids)
Biological process (GO): synaptic vesicle endocytosis
Source: RefSeq, a predicted model, not a curated record